Molecule: messenger RNA, 1665 nt
Organism: Lepus europaeus (European hare)
Lineage: Eukaryota; Metazoa; Chordata; Mammalia; Lagomorpha; Leporidae
Gene: SLC22A2
Product: solute carrier family 22 member 2
Exons: 11
Coding region: 1-1665 (554 amino acids)
Biological process (GO): transmembrane transport
Cellular component (GO): membrane
Source: RefSeq, a predicted model, not a curated record
AUGCCCACCGUGGAUGACAUCCUGGAGCAAGUCGGCCACUUCCACUUCUUCCAGAAACAAACCUUCUUCCUCCUGGCGCUCAUCUCUGCAGCCUUCACGCCCAUCUACGUGGGCAUCGUCUUCCUGGGCUUCACCCCCGACCACCGCUGCCGGAGCCCUGGCGUGGCCAAGCUGAGCCAGCGCUGCGGCUGGAGCCCGGAGGAGGAGCUGAACUACACGGUGCCGGGCCUGGGCGCCGCCGACGGGGCCUUCGUCCGCCAGUGCAUGCGCUACAAGGUGGACUGGAACCAGAGCUCCCUGGGCUGUGUGGACCCACUGGCCAGCCUGGCCCCUAACAGGAGCCACCUGCCGCUGGGCCCCUGUGAGCACGGCUGGGUAUAUGACACGCCCGGCUCCUCCAUCGUCACCGAGUUUAACCUGGUGUGUGCCCGCUCCUGGAUGCUGGACCUGUUUCAGUCGGCAGUGAACAUCGGCUUUUUCAUCGGCUCUGUGGGCAUCGGCUACCUGGCAGACAGGUUCGGCCGUAAGCUCUGCCUGUUGAUCACAAUCCUCAUCAAUGCUGCAGCCGGGGUCCUCAUGGCCGUUUCUCCCAACUACACCUGGAUGGUGAUUUUCCGCUUGAUCCAAGGGCUGGUCAGCAAAGCAGGCUGGCUCAUAGGAUACAUCCUGAUUACAGAGUUUGUCGGGCUGAAUUAUCGGAGAACGGUGGGGAUUUUAUACCAAGCGGCCUUCACCGUGGGGCUCCUGGUGCUGACCGGGGUGGCCUACGCCCUCCCCCGCUGGAGGUGGCUGCAGCUCACGGUGACCCUGCCCAACUUCUGCUUUCUGCUCUAUUACUGGUGCAUCCCUGAGUCGCCAAGGUGGCUCAUCUCCCAGAACAAGAACGCCAAAGCCAUGAGGAUCAUAGAGCACAUCGCAAAGAAAAACGGAAAACCUCUGCCUGCGUCUCUUCAGAGCCUGAGAGCGGCCGAGGACGUCGGCGAGAAGCUGAAUCCCUCCUUCCUCGACCUGGUCAGGACCCCCCAGAUAAGGAAGCACACCUGCAUCUUGAUGUACAACUGGUUCACGAGCUCGGUUCUCUACCAAGGCCUCAUCAUGCACCUGGGCCUUGCAGGGGGCAACGUCUACCUGGAUUUCUUCUACUCUGCGCUGGUGGAAUUCCCGGCCGCCUUCCUCAUCAUCGCCACCAUCGACCGCGUCGGCCGCCGGUACCCGUGGGCCGUGUCCAACAUGGUGGCAGGGGCUGCGUGUCUAGCCUCGGUGUUUGUCCCUGAUAAUCUGCAGGGGCUGAGGAUCGCUGUGGCCUGCUUGGGCAGGAUGGGGAUCACCAUGGCCUAUGAGAUGGUGUGCCUGGUCAACGCCGAGCUGUACCCCACGUUCAUCAGGAAUCUUGGCGUCCUGGUCUGCUCCUCGCUGUGCGACAUCGGCGGCAUCAUCACACCCUUCCUGGUCUACCGGCUCACGGCCAUCUGGCUGCAGCUGCCCUUGGUGGUGUUCGCGGUGGUGGGCUUGGUGGCAGGAGGACUGGUGCUGAUGCUGCCGGAGACCAAAGGGAAGGCCUUGCCCGAGACCAUCGAGGAAGCCGAAAACCUGCAGAGACCAAGAAAAAAUAGAGAAAAGGUGAUUUACGUCCACGUUAGGAAAGCGGACGGUCCACUAACGUAA